Messenger RNA from Toxoplasma gondii ME49, 285 nucleotides. RefSeq lists its product as hypothetical. The record is from RefSeq and is a predicted model, not a curated record. The transcript has 3 exons. The coding region runs from base 1 to 285 and encodes 94 amino acids. NCBI's taxonomy places the organism in Eukaryota, Apicomplexa, Conoidasida, Eucoccidiorida, Sarcocystidae.
AUGACGACUUCUGUCACCUCAGCAUCGAGUUCUUCGAGCUUCGUCUUCCCUCCUUUCUUCCCCUUGGUCCGGAAAGGAUGCGAGGAGCGAGCAACUGCCUUCUUCGCAUGUCUCGGAGAAGCGACUGCCCCGGGUGACGCUGGCGUCACCCUCGAGAACCUGGAGCAGUGCCGCUCUUCCUGCGAGGCAUAUGAAACAUGCACGCGGAAAUCCCUCGCCGACCCGAGAGCACCUUUGCCGACUGUCUUCGUCGACUUUCAACCGCCCAAGAACCGCGCGAACUAA